Molecule: messenger RNA, 1714 nt
Organism: Dermacentor andersoni
Lineage: Eukaryota; Metazoa; Arthropoda; Arachnida; Ixodida; Ixodidae
Product: ammonium transporter Rh type A-like
Biological process (GO): ammonium homeostasis; ammonium transmembrane transport
Cellular component (GO): plasma membrane
Molecular function (GO): ammonium channel activity
Source: RefSeq, a predicted model, not a curated record
UCGCCAUGUCCUUAAUCGUCUUUCUUCGUGGCCGUGUGCUGAAAUAUUCAAUGCUCACCACGACUGUUCGUCGGCAGUUUAAGAGAAAAGAGUGCACUGUUGAGCGCGUAUCACCGGCGAUGUCCAUUCGGCAUGGAACCUCGCAUCAAGACGGCGUUCGCGCUAGGCCUCGUGGAAGGGAUCCUGCUCAUUCUUUUCGGCGUGUGCGUCACCUUCGAUCGGCCCGUUCAGCCGAGACAUGUCACACCCGCCGAGGAAAAGUCCAACGAAGAAACCUUCCACCGUUUCUAUCCGAUGUUCGAGGAUGUGCACGUGAUGGUGUACGUCGGCUUCGGAUACCUGAUGACGUUCCUGCGUCGAUUCGGCUACAGCGCAGUGGGCAACACGCUGCUGCAGAGCGCCAUCGUAUUCCAAUGGGCCGUCAUCAUGCGUGGCUUAUGGCGCGUGCACGGUGCCAAAAUACCGCUCGACAUGGAAAGCCUCCUGGGUGCCGAGUUUUCAGCAGUCACGUACCUGAUCUCUCUCGGUGCACUUCUGGGAAAGACGAGCUUGAUCCAGAAUGCCAUUAUCGGGAUCGUGGAAACCGCGCUUGGCGCCGGCAACGAAUACCUAGGUGUAGCGGUGCUCCAGGCCGUGGAUCCUGGCGGCUCCAUAUUCCUGCACACCUUCGGGGCCUACUUCGGCCUGGCACUAGCAUUCGUCCUGCACAGAAAAGACCACGUCGGCCACCGCAACGAGGGUUCUUCGUACACUUCCGACGUCUUCGCCAUGAUUGGGACGCUUUUCUUGUGGCUGUAUUGGCCGAGCUUCAACGCUGCCACGGUCCAAGGCGCCGAGAGGCAUCGUGCUGUGAUCAACACUUACCUCGCCCUGACGGCGUCAUGUCUGACUGCGUUCGCCGCCUCGUCGUGUCUCGACGGCCGAGGAAGACUCGACAUGGUCCACAUACAGAACUCAACACUUUCAGGUGGCGUUGCCAUUGGCAGCAUUGCCAGCAUCCUGGGUGAACCUCACAGCGCCAUCAUAGUGGGCAGUAUAGCCGGAGGAAUCUCGGUGUUAGGAUACAAGUUCAUUACGCCUUUCCUGUCUCGUCGCUGGAGCGUACACGACACAUGCGGCGUGCACAACCUGCACGGCAUGCCGGGAUUACUCGCAGGCGUCAGCAGCAUCAUACUGGCGGCCGCAGCGUCCCACGAAUCUCAUGGUGACAGCUUAUUCUCCAUCUAUCCGGCGAGAGCGUCCGUGUUCAACGUGACCAACGGUCGUGGCUUCAACGUGACCUAUGGGCUGGGCCGGUCCGCCGGAGAACAGGCCGCCUACCAGCUCUGGGCUCUGCUUGCCACGUUGGCCAUCGCCAUCUCCGGAGGCCUGGCCACAGGACUCUUGGUUCGGUUGGAGUGCUUCCAGCCCGUGGACGUCCAAGACCUGUUUGACGAUGGGGUCGCUUGGAGCGUGGCGGGUCCCGAGAUGCCCACGUUCCUGGAAGUGAAGCCACGAAAGGCCUCCCCUCCAAGAAGGCCGCAGGUCCGGUUCAAAAACCGCAUCAUGAGCAUCGUGCGUGAAACCAAGGCUAGAGCCGUAGGUCCCUCUACCCGCUAAAGGACGAAAAUAUUGGUCACAGGAUGGUAACCUACCUGGUACUACGGAAAGAUGGAAACAAUGUGAAUAAAAUAAGUGCGAGGAUUCUAUUUCAGACAUUUACUGACAGGGAAUC